Molecule: messenger RNA, 479 nt
Organism: Orussus abietinus
Lineage: Eukaryota; Metazoa; Arthropoda; Insecta; Hymenoptera; Orussidae
Product: LYR motif-containing protein 2
Exons: 3
Coding region: 195-383 (62 amino acids)
Cellular component (GO): mitochondrion
Source: RefSeq, a predicted model, not a curated record
UGCGUGGGAUCACGUGGGAUGUUUAUACUGGUUUAUACAUUUUGCUUAGUAUGGUUAUGUACAAUUUUCAUUUCAUAAAUAACAGAAUAUAUUUAUAAUUAUAUAUAAAAAUAAAAUUAGUUAUGAACAUUUUUAGAAUAUUAAUUGGUGUUUGAGUACGUUAUAAUUAGAAGAAAAAGGGUUCUUAAGGAAAAAUGUCCUGCAAGGUACCACCAUCGACGAUGACUCUGAAACAGUUCAUGGUCCAUCAAGAAGUCUUGAAAUUGUAUCGGAACAUUAUGAAAACAAUUCGUAAAGUACCAAAUGAAGCAGAUAGGAAAUACUUAACAGACUGGGCCAAAGCAGAUUUCAGAGCUAACAAAAGUGUUACCGAUGAACUUUAACUUAAGAUAUUAGCAAGAAACAAAGAUGUCACAAGCUAAAUUGACCAGAAGGAUGCAAAUCCCAUAAACACAUACAAUAUUAAAAAUCUCGGUUAA